Messenger RNA from Centruroides sculpturatus (bark scorpion), 553 nucleotides. Its product is annotated as histone-lysine N-methyltransferase SUV39H2-like. Gene Ontology annotation, cellular component: pericentric heterochromatin. The record is from RefSeq and is a predicted model, not a curated record. The coding region runs from base 92 to 553 and encodes 153 amino acids. NCBI's taxonomy places the organism in Eukaryota, Metazoa, Arthropoda, Arachnida, Scorpiones, Buthidae. Gene Ontology annotation, biological process: chromatin organization; negative regulation of transcription by RNA polymerase II. The transcript has 5 exons. Gene Ontology annotation, molecular function: chromatin binding.
GGAACAAAUCAAAAUUUCCAAUUCAUCCGUGGAGAAGAAACAAAAUCUUAAACCGUUCGACCAAUGAAAUCAGUCGUUUCGAAAAAUCAAAAUGGAAGUCGGCGGGAAAGAUUUACAAAAUGAUCAUAAUAAUGAAAUGAUGGUAAAUAGUGGUGAAUGUAAUGGAAAAAAUCUAGAUGUAAUAUCAGUAGAUGAACCUAAGUCAGAUUUAACCAUUAAGUUUCAAGACUGUCAAAUAAAUUGUCUUCAAGAUAUAGAAACAUUGAAUAAAAUAUGUCAGCAAAUGAAUCUAAAAUUUGUAAAACCAAAUCAUUUAUAUCAUAGACACAAGAGGAUAAAACCACAACAUCCAGAUGAGUAUGAAGUUGAAGAAAUUGUCGAUUAUGUCAGAGAUAAAUACAAAGAAUGGUAUUUAAUCAAAUGGAAAGGAUGGGAAAGUGAAUUUAACACUUGGGAGCCUUACAGUAAUUUGACAGGGUGUCAAGAAUUAAUAGAAAACUUUCAUAGAUCAGGAAGAAAAGCAAAUUUACAAAAUCACACUAACAUUGGGUAA